Messenger RNA from Amoebophrya sp. A25, 3886 nucleotides. NCBI's taxonomy places the organism in Eukaryota, Dinophyceae, Syndiniales, Amoebophryaceae. The record is from the annotation of a GenBank genome assembly.
AGCAAAAGGAGCGUGGGAGUGAGAAUGUACUAGGUUUUAUUUUUCAUGAUAACAGCCAUACAUUGCUUUUUUUCAUGAUAACUAACAGCCAUUCCAAAGCGAUGGUUUUCUCAUUUUUACGUCUACCUCGUCUCCUGACGCGUCCUCUUGUUGCUCGUUGGUUCCUCUGGUGGCUGAUAGGCGGCGAAUGCCUCUCACACCAGUGGAGCAAUCGAAUUGUUCUCGGAGUGCACGCCACACGCAGUUCUUCAUCUGAACCACAGAAAACAUUAACAUCUGGGUCGCUCUAUCAAGACGGAAGCAACGUCCGACGUGGGUCGUCCUCUGCUGGGUCCUCUCCUAGACCUAGUACAGUUGAUUCUGAAAGAACAUCAAAGCCGUCCUCCCAAAAUAAAGUGGUCCUUUUCUGUGCUGACGUCGUCCAUAGUUUUGGUGCUAGUGCUGCCGCUUUUGUCGCUCUCCUAACCUUCCUAACCCGUUGGAAGCGAACAGUUGGCUGCUUCAGCUAUGACGAUUGUCACACGGUCUUGAAAUUGAACACACCGAUUUCAGCCGAAUCCGACUGGGGAUUAUGGGGAGUCCAUUCUGGCGCAGGCUUGUCGCAAUUGCCGUUGAGGGUACGGGAAAGCCUCUCAGGGGCUAAGCGGUUUAGAGACGUGUGGGACUUAGAGCAUCUGGGAAAAGAGUUAGACAUCACGUUAGCCGAGUUCGAUCAAGAUGUAGAAGUAUUAACAACUGGAGGUCGAGGUGGAGGAGGUGAAGGAGAAGGAGAAGGACAUCUUCAAGGUGGAGAACAAGAAGAGUCUCGUGGUCUUGGUGAGAAAAAAGGCUUGGAAAAAAUUCCUUGUGCGAACAAGCUGUCGGCAGAAGUGACAAUGAAAGUGGACAACAUCCAGUUCGUAUGGGCUGAGGACUACUGGAAAAGGACGAAGCCAGGCUCUUCUAACUUCUCUCAGGUGAAGAUGAAGCACACGACGGAGCAGGAGAAGCAAGAACAUGGGUCUUCGUUUAAUGAAGCAUUGUGGAGAAUGUUGCCUUUGGUCCGAACAGCCAGACCAGACGACUUAUUGCACAGGCAGAAGCCAGAAGAGUUGGAACCGGAGAUGAACAAGUUUCUGUCGAAUGCAGCUAUGCUGUUCUUCAGCUGGGCAAGGGAAAGGGAGAAGCAGGCUGGUAGUGUGAAUGAGGUGCGUGAAGGUAUGACUUAGUUGUAACAGAUCAAGAUCUACGGACGUCGUCGUUUCCGUGAAAAUCCGACUCUUUGCAUCUUUUCCCCAAUAGAUGAAACAACAGUAGCUAAUGAGUCCCUUAGUCCACCCCUCUUCUACCCCGUGGUUGCUCUCAAAGGCGAAAAAGCAGUAGAGGCACGACAAAAGACACGACCACAUGCGCAUGCAGAAAAAGUACUAACGCGUCACCUGAAAAACGCACAGGGUAAGGCAAUUAGCCUAAGAAAACAGCUUGGCGAGCCGAUCACCUUGUCCGACCAGGACACAGAGGCAGAGCGCAGACGCGCAGCCUUGACCUUCAAGUCAGGCGUUUUGAGGAUCUAUCUACAAGACUAUUACAGUUUCACCUCCUCCACCUUUGCUGCCAAUAUGUUGUUGCAUCUGGCCCCAGCGGUUUGGACCGAUGAAGCUUUUGCAGUAGGAAGUGCGUUGCGGUUUAGGCCUCAAUUUUUGCCAAGUGUGGAGGAAAUGGCCGACGAAAAAGGGAGAUGGUACAACAGAACAGCGGUCGUUGGGAGGAGUAAUUAAGGCUCCCCCUAAUCCAUCUCUAUAGACAUCCCUCAAGCAUAUGCACCCCAAUACAAGGGAGACACUGACGCAUAUUAUGCUUGAGGGAUUUCCACAGGGAUGGAUAGGGUUGAGGUCUAAAGUAAGAAGCAGGUCGAGGCGAUGAAGAAGAACGCUUCUAGUGAGGGUGAAAGCCAAGUGGCAGUAGAAGAAGGAGAACAACCUUCUAGUACCGAGACCAUAUCGUCGCCCAGCACCAGCAACAACGAAGCUGCUCUUCAACCACUUGUGCGCGUUCUCGGCAGUGAGCGCGACCUAACCUCCCUCAGACACAAAGACCAAUCUCCCUCAAACUUCCGCAACAUCUUGCCACCAAAAACAGUAGAAAUGGGAGAAAAGUGCGCAUACGUCAUGCUACGGCGUCGCAUCUUCUUACCUGGGGACGAGCUGCCGAUGAGAAUACCGAAAUUUAGAGGUAGACAUCGUCAUGGCUUUCGAACUUUUACUAGUGAGGAGAUAGAACAAGUACACAAGGCUGGCGAGGAAGCAGAUAGCAUUUUCAGCUUGUCAGCUGAUUUGAGGAAGAAUUUGAAUGCAAUAGCACAAGGCGCACUCGCAGAAAAGCCGACUGCUACUACAGCCAGAGAAAGUACCGUCACACAACAUCAAGGUGCUGGUGUUACUUCAUCUUCAACUAAGGAUGAUACUCCGAAAACCGAAGGAGGCCCGGCGGACGAUAUUAACUUCAUCGCCAAGAGCGCGUAUGUGUCGAUGACGUCGUGUAGCCGAAUUGGAAGGGGAACGAACCCUUAUGCAAACCAGGAGUGCGUCCAGUUUGUACCUUUGCUGCAUUUCGUCCGCACUGUCGCCGAAGUGGUAGCGGCGUUGCUGAAAUUAAGGCUCAGCUUUCAAUGGUCAUUGGGGUUAAUUUGUUGGAUUUUCAUUUUUGUUUUUCCCUAGGAGCAUGUUGCAGGAGCAGCAUGAGGUGUACCAUUUCAAUUUCCCUCACCCUCAAUCUGGGGUCACUGAGAUCCCUCUUGAGGAAAGAUGGGGGGAAAAUGAAGGAAAAGCAAAGGGAGAGGCAUGGGGCCCAUUUCUUUCAGAGUCAUGAUGACCAUUGAAUGCUGAGCUUUAAUGAACGGCAAUAAAGACCAGAAGCAGCAAAGACCAUGCGCCGCUUUGAACCUCAACCUAUAUCGCAAAAGCGCCUUCUCCGACUUGAAAAGUUACAGCGAAACAGAACUUGUGACCCUUGAAAACUGGAUGACUCAAGCAGCAAACGAACAAGUAGGAAACUUCUUCCCACAUGAUGAUCCAGUAACGUUUCAUAUUUUUCGUAAGCCUUAUCGGGAUCUGGGACCACGAUUUGAAGCAACGAUUAAUUUGGCACUCUUUCACUUGGCAACGAAGAGUCCUCUCUUCAUAUCGGAAGUUGGAACCUUCUGGGGUGAUGCGGUUCUGUUGGAAAGAAUGACGGGAUGCAGGUAGCUUUCCACCUAAGGUUAGUAGUUUCCUCAGAGAACUUAGAAUAGAAGUUUCCUGUAAGGGUCGUAGUUUCCUAAGGUUUCAGAGAACUAAGUUUCGUCACGUACAACACGUAGUUUACACUCGGUCAUCUCUCACACGACACUGAGACUGACACAAAGGAAAUCAUCGUCGCAGCAGCAGCGUAGUCAAUGAUCCGUCCAACCACAAAACCAAAAAACUUGAUUGCUAUUUGUUUCUUAUUUUUCUAAGUAGGUAGGGCUAGGGCUCCCUCCAAUUCCUCUUCCAGGUAUGGCCAACGUGCUUUGUCGCCAAUAUCCUCUCCAGCAGCCACAGAGGCCAACUGUCGCCCAGGAGCAGUUUUAGAGGCAAACGGCACAAGAAUAGCGCGACCGGUGUGGCAUUUUUCCCAGGAAAAUCUGUUGCCUGAAUCCUGUGGUCUCGUUCGGGGUAGGUGCACGCCCAAGGGUAGGAUCUGGAACGGGUUUUACCACUGAGAAUGUGAAAUUUGCAUUUCUUGUGUAGGUGGACUUAGAUUUCUUGCCGCGCAGCGCGAAGAGUGUAAAUUCUGAAGACGAAACGUCUCGCACUUGUUGAGCACAACGAGUACAUCAUAGGCUGGAGAAUGUGUAGAUUGCAUGCAGCAUGAACGAUAUGCUUUGUGG